Molecule: messenger RNA, 444 nt
Organism: Enterobius vermicularis (human pinworm)
Lineage: Eukaryota; Metazoa; Nematoda; Chromadorea; Rhabditida; Oxyuridae
Source: the annotation of a GenBank genome assembly
AUGCUUAAUGAAUUCACUGAAUCUCCGUACAGUCAGUCGUUUCGUGAAGGUGAAUCUGGUGAAUUAAGAUGUAUUGCCCCAAAUGCUGUACCAAAACCUGAGAUAAUAUGGUAUAAAGAUGGUAAAAUUGUUGAACGAAGUCAGGAGGGACAUAUAAUUUAUUCAAACGACGAUUCAUUGCUGAUCACACCGGUUUCGUUAGCAGAUGAGGGCAGAUACUACUGUGUUGCACGAAAUUUGAUGGGACAGCGUAAAUCCGACACUGCCAUUAUAUCGGUAUAUGAUUGUGGAAUUUGUUGGCUUGAUGAUUGGGUGGAGAAAAUUUGUUGGAGUAAAUAUGAUGCCGACAAUCAACCAGAAUACGAUGAUGACAUUCAGGAACUUUUUAAAUGGCUGUUAAAAACCAAAAAGCUUAUUUCGGGGUAUGCAUUUGUGCAAAAAUAG